Schistocerca cancellata (South American locust) is the source of this 3918-nucleotide messenger RNA. RefSeq lists its product as uncharacterized. Gene Ontology annotation, biological process: regulation of transcription by RNA polymerase II. Lineage: Eukaryota; Metazoa; Arthropoda; Insecta; Orthoptera; Acrididae. The record is from RefSeq and is a predicted model, not a curated record. Bases 957 to 1958 code for a protein of 333 amino acids. Gene Ontology annotation, cellular component: NuA4 histone acetyltransferase complex; nucleus. The transcript is spliced from 4 exons.
ACCACGGUUGCGAUUUCACUAAAUUCCUUGCACAAUAUAUUGGAAACAGAUAAGACACGAAGACAAAUUUCCAUCACGUUAACCACUGUCAUUCUUGACAUUGAAUUUUCUCAAAUUACUGCCCAUUAAGUAAACAAUGCUGUUAAACACUGUUCUGUAGAAAACUGUGAGCAUGUGUUCGAUCUCAGGUUUAUGGAGCGUUCGUACAGUAAUGAGCUUUUCUACUCUUACACUCCUACAGUUUGUAAGCUUAGUUUCGUACACGAGCAAAACUAAUAAGUGACAUUUGGUAUAAUGGACGCUAUUUCGCAUCUUUCGUCGACAUGUCCUCAACGAAUCUUGGAAAUCAACUCAAAAGGUGUUACAGAUUACGUCUCUGCAAUGACACGUUCACACAAUCUGGAAUAGUUAUUGACAGAUCAGCAGAGCAUACACAAAUAUCCUAUUUUACGUUCAAAUAUCCGCUCCAUGGCUCUAGGCUGCAAAAAUAAACAAUAUAAAGCUUCCUCCCUUUCUCCAACACUAUUUCACUGAAUGUCAAAACAUUGAUGGGCAAAUAUUUCAAGACAGUAAAAUCAACAAUAAAAUAAUAAUUAUCCUGAAAGUUAUACAAGACGCUACUGCAGACAACUAUCCUAAUAAUCGCACUGAAAUUACAACAGCUACACCCUUUUAUCUUCGUUUGUGGUAUUUUGAUGCACGGUGUUGGUAAGAACCACCUGCAAGGUAAAGGUAUGCACGUGUGACUGACUAUUUAAUAUAAACAGUGUUGUAUUUUUUCGAUUGCACGAUUAAGUACAUAAUCCAGAUGCACUGAAAAAUGUCAUCGGGUGUCUUCUGUGAAAUUUGAAUUGGCGUUCGAGGUUUGUCUUUUUUAAAUCGAGUAUUGUACUUUCGAUACAAAAUUCGACUCGCAGCAGAAGGCUGGUGUUGUAGUGCCGGAUAGUGCAUUAAAAAUGGUGGUGAAAGACAAAGAAGAAGUUUCCGAGCAGAUAGAAUGGAAUGUUGAAACAGAAGUGCAGUUAUUUUAUGCUAUGAUUGGCCACAAACCCGUUGGUGUUAACAAGCACUUCCAGAUGGCUUGCAUCCUUGAGAAGUUCAGAAAUGCUCUGAAUAAAGACGUUUCAUCAAAAGUUAUAUGGGAUCAUUUGGACACAAUGUAUGACAUGCAGGCCUUGGAUGACACCGAGAACCUGCCCUUUCCUAAUGAUGAUAAGGACUUUUGUCUUCCUGAAACAGAGUUUGGUGAUUUGAUGGAAGAAAAAGUGAACUCGGGCUCUAGUAUGGAACAAUCAUCCACGGAUAAUGAGGUCAAGAAAGAGCCAAAAGCUGUGAAAGAUGUGAUUAAAAAGGAAGUGAACAACAAAGAGGUAAAGGAACCUGUUGCGAAAAAAGAAGGAAAAGAAAUCAAAGACACAUUCAAGGAAAUAAAGAGGGAGUCCAAGGAACAUACAAAGGAACCCAAGAAAAUCAGCAAAGACAAAGACUUUAGAAGAGAAAGUAAAGACAGUAAAGAUGGAAAAAAGGAAAACAAGAAGGAAGUUAGGGAAACACCGAAAGAAAUUAAGGUAGAAUCUUUGGAGAGUAAAGAUGUCAGGUCACAUAAGGUACACCGAACAAGCACAAAAGAAAGAAGGGAGAGUAAGAAAGAUGAUAUAGAAAAGGAUGAUACUGUAGCCACGUCUUCCAUAAAGAAAGAACGCUCCAAGGACUCACACGAACAUAGACAGGAAGAUACCCCAAAACGUAUUGCUAGUGGUGUUGGGAACAGUAGCAGUGGUGGGGGUGGUGGAGCAAACAGUGGGAGUGGCACUGGUGGAGGUGGUAGUGGUAGCAGUAGCAGCAGCAGCAAGCGUUCAACAAGGGGUGCUCUGAAGCCGGAUGAUGUAAGUUCCAGCAAGUCAUCGAGUCCAAUCAGCGCACCUACUCCUCCCCCAUACAAAAGGAGAAGAACAUGACAAUUACGGCGGUUUUAGAUGCUUCCAAGUUUUGUUUUGUGAAGCACCUUGAGACUUCAGUAUUUGUAUUAGUAAUGUCUUAAACAGCUUUACAUCCAGAAGGAAUAAUUUCUCUUUCACAAAGAGAUAAUUUUACCAUUCUUUAAAGGAAGUAAUGUUUCUGUGUGCAUGCAUGAGUUGAAAUUACAAAUGCAAGUAAUUCAUGUUGAGGAAAUUUAUGGUUAAAUGGGUCCAGGCAAUAAUAUUUCAAGUUACAUAACACGAAGAUAAAAUCAUAUAAUCCUAAGAAGAUCCCAUACCAAUGUGUAUAAAUGACCACUUGUGGAGAAAUAUGAAGAAGCUUACAGAAAAAGAUGAUGGCAACUUCUGAUUCAAGACAAACAUCCAUCACUCUCAACAAUGACUGUAAUCUUAACCUCUUCGUGUACUGGCAAAUAGGCUGUGUUUGAUGUAUAAGACAUAUUAUCUUGCUGGUUGGUGUGUGUUUUAUGCAGGCUAUGAAGCUUGUUUAUUUGUUCUGUAGAAACAAUGUUGUUAUAUUUUGUUGUUCUUUGCUUGCGUGCUAUUAUGUAAGAAAACACAAAUUUUCCUGUGAUUUGGUUGUUUGAAAAUGUGGAUUGUGACUUCAGUAUGGUCUUCUGCUUUUAUAAUUAGUAGUCAUCAUGAAUCUAUUCUACAGCUAAAAAGUAUGUAUCUCAGUAAGAUCUGACUAUAGGAAAAGGGACAUAAUUGUGUUGUAUCAGUUAAAUUAUUCAAGUAUUUAUUUAACAUAUUGUCUGAUCAUAAAUUCAAUGAAAUAUUUUGUGUACAGAGCUGCCAAGGAAUAGAUGCAUUGUUGCAUGCACACCAUAUCCUAAUGCAGUAUUUGAGUAGUGAAAUUGUGUGCAGCAAUUAAUAAAAGCAUGUUGAGUUCAGCAGAAGCAAAAUCAUUGAUUGUGAAUGAGGUUUGUAUCAGUGUGAGAGUGACGUAGUUGCAUAAUUUUGACAUAAAUUCAAAUAGUUUAUGGUGCUUGAUAGAAUUAGAAAACAAAUCUUAACACACACUUUAGGUACAAUAGGUAUCUAUUGAAAUGUCACACAAAACUGGAAUUGGUUCAGUUAAAUAUGCAACGUUUCUGUAGUGCAGAGUAAUCUAUAGAUUUGAAGCUAGUUAUAAAUAUACAAAAUAUUGGCUAUAGUGGUGCAUUUUAAAAUUGGCUCAGAGACUGGUAAUAAAUAUGUUCUUAAUAAUAUCAGUCGCCACAAGAUAAAAAAAGAUUCUGAAAUUUUCAGAACUAUAGAAAUUGAAUGUAGAGUAAUUCAAAGAAUUAAAAAAUUCUGUGGAGAAAUAGACUCCUCCGUGGAUUCCGUAUUAUCAAAAAAGCAAAGACCAUACACAAGUAUUUCCAAGAUCAAUGCAAAGACAAUUUGGAACAAUACUGAGCAUGAAACUAAUAAACUUAGCCAGGCAAAUGAAGAUCUUUAUUAGUUUCUCCAUGUUCUGAUGGUGCUAAUUCUGCUACUGUAAGUUCAAUUAAUAAAAAUCUGCUCUAGUUGCUAAUAAGAAUGUUAUGAAGUCCACAACCGGUUUGACAUUGCCUCUUUACAGCAUAUUUUUCAGAUCUCUGUGAAAAUGACCUGGUGUAAAGGCCGAAAACAGUCAAGGACUUAAGUUCUCAUUACCAACUGGAAUGGUUUUUCAUUAAUUAAAUGAUCAAUUAACUAAUGACAGUGUGGCGGCUGAUCUGAAAUUCAAAUCAUUGGCCACUAAACUUAACGAAUUCUUCCUGAAAAUAGCUGAAAACAUAGACAAAAAUUGGACCAUCAAGACAUUGGAUACUUUGCGAACAGACACGCUUUUCUCCAAAUCAACUGUUAGAGAGAUCACAAAAAUUAUGAGGACACUGAAAAGCAUUAACUCCUCCUGGUAUUUCAGUUGAAGUAUUUAAAUCUUGUGCUGACUUCACAGCCCCCCCCCCCU